Messenger RNA from Neurospora crassa OR74A, 1452 nucleotides. RefSeq lists its product as hypothetical. Bases 1 to 1452 code for a protein of 483 amino acids. NCBI's taxonomy places the organism in Eukaryota, Fungi, Ascomycota, Sordariomycetes, Sordariales, Sordariaceae. The record is from RefSeq and is a predicted model, not a curated record. The transcript has a single exon.
AUGUACUCCGACGACUAUGACAGUCUUGACGACGAGGCGUUGGUGCCUCGUAAGAAUAAGACCACACCGCCACCUCCACCGAUUUACUCGUUUGAGGACUUGGAGUCUUUCCAGAUCAAGUUCUCAACAAAGCACGUUAUCAUUUGUGCUGUCGACUUCGAGACUGUCGACAACUACGUCGGGAGCGACUUGGACAAGAUGUCAGAAAUUGGAAUCACGAUUUAUGACCCAAGAACCAGUCCCUCUACCAGUACGCUAUUCAAUACCACAUCGACCACCUCACAGUCCAAUAAGCAUCUCGAGGACUUGGGAAGAUUGACGACCGCUCAUCACAUCCUGAUUGAUGAGUGGAAGCACGAAACGGAGAUGACCUGCAAAGCCUUUUGGCAUAAAGGUCGCAAAAACAAGUCCGGGAAACCACACAAAGCGCGGCCAUACCACUGCCAGUUCGCAAGGUCCACCGUUCUGAGCCGCGAUGAGUCUAUCAACUGGCUGAAGGCUCUUCUCCGCCGACUUACGACACAAAAUCGUACCGCCGAGGAAAUCAAGAACGGAGACGAAAGGGAGGUGAGACUUCUCUUCUGGGAUUCCGGCCUCGAAGAUCGGAUCUUCUGCCAGGCCGACAUCCAUCUUCCUGAACUUGGCAAAGACAUCCAAGGUUGGGACCUUCAGGCAUGGUGCCCGUUCAGAAUCCGCUUCAACAACGGCGUCAACAACGGUCAGGCAAGCGGGGAAAUGGCAUUCGCCAGUUUGGGCGUGCUAGGCACGACGUCGACCACUGUCCUUCACAACGCAACCAACGAUACGGUUGCGCAGCUGUUGUCAUUCCUGCGUAUGACGGUCAUGACUGAGGACGAAUGGAAGGCGUGGUUUGACGAAAGGGUCGAUUUUUCUCCCAUUUCUAUCGACUGGUUAGACGAAUCAAUUUACGAGGACAACAUAAGCCGGGCUCCCAGAACCCAAAAGAGACAUCAGCCAAGGACGCCGAUGCAAGGGCAUGGGAACCAUGUCACUUAUAAUGGAAAGCACGGCCAGUGUUCAAACACAAAACCAUCGUCAAGCUGGAAGGAACCACGUCACAGGGGCAACUACAACAGACAUUGCCAAAACGGUACACCUGGCCCUUGUAAUACGACCAGUCCUAGCAACACUCGGCUCCAGGAAUCUCAUCAGCAAGUCACAACGCUGCGACAGAACCUAGGACCUGAAGCCGCCAACGUCACUGGUGCCGUCACCGAAAUUGCCAGCCUCAGCCAAGAGAUGGGCAACAUCCAUCUCCAGGAUUCAGAUGUCCACAUACAGGUAAAAUGUGGUGCAACGGAGGUGGAAAAAGGCUAUGAGGGAGACCAUAGCUCAGGGAGGAAAGGAGGCGCCUCGAGGAAACAAAGGGCCCGGAAGAAGAAGGCUGUCAAGCGAGAGGAGUGCUCGAGGCAGAUUCCGGGUCUUUCGUAG